AUGAGCAGCUCCGCUACCAAGAUGGUCGACCAUGCCAAGCUCUCCGACUUCUUCUCCCGCCUUGCCUCUGGUAGCUCUAUCGAGUACCACUCCCUUGCGAAGGAGAUCGGGGUGGGGUCGAGAAAGAUGUCCUCAUUCAAGCCCUCGACACCUGUCGCAUCGUCCGUGGCGUCGGAACAUAUCCACCGACGCGUCGCUCCGCCCGCCCGCCCGACGCCCAAGACCGAUGCUGCUCGGUGCGAUGCAGCGCCGGCCAAAGCCACUCUGACGGACAAACAUCAGUUCACAUUCAAGCUUAUGAUUCACAGUCUCUAUACCAUUUCCGAGUUCGCGAUGAUGGUCACCGACGUCCUGACGGACUCACAAUCACGAUUCCAGCCAUUGCCACCGUCCAUGCGCGAGAGGAAGCCUUCCCUCUCGCCACUCUCACUCGAUACCGAGGCUGCGUUGCGUGCAUUGAAGAAGCGUCGCGUGGCCGCUGCCCAAAAGCAUGACACCGUUGCUACUUUCCUCGAGAGCCCGUCCCCCCAGACCCCGCCGUUGUCACCUACCGACUCUUUGUUCAGCGAAAACUCCUCCAUCUGCAGCCCAAUGACCCCGCGAAGCAACCGCAACGAUAUGGCGCUAGUAUCCCCCUCCGCGGCCUUUGAUGAAGAGGAGGUUCUCGACUACGUGCGCGGGCUGGUCGAAGAGCGACUGACCGCAAGCAAGCACGCUCUCACUGAUGAGGCAGAGAAGCAGUCGUCAUCGUCACUCGCAACAAGCACGCGAGCGAAAGCUGCUGGCGAAGGCGUACACGGGUUGCCUCCCCCUCUCAGGCCGAGCAUGAAGCGUCGCCUAUCCUUCGACUGA
Molecule: messenger RNA, 852 nt
Organism: Postia placenta MAD-698-R-SB12
Lineage: Eukaryota; Fungi; Basidiomycota; Agaricomycetes; Polyporales; Adustoporiaceae
Exons: 1
Coding region: 1-852 (283 amino acids)
Source: RefSeq, a predicted model, not a curated record